AUGAGGGCGGUGGUCCUUUUGGGCCUGCUGGUCCUGAUGUGUCAGCAUACACUGGUGAGCAGCCACAUACUGGGAAGACCUUCGUCCACCAGCGAUCUGGUCCAGCUCAAGUCCCUCCUCGAGCGUUUCGAGGAGACUCUGGCUGAGGCAGCCCAGCAGGAGGUGGACAACGGUGACUAUGAGACAAACCAGGAGCAAGAGAGAAGUCAGGGUUGGAGCUCGGACCAAGAGGGGAACCUGGAGUCCAGGCUCAGCAGCAGAUCCCAGUCACCAGAUGAGGCCCAGAGCAGAGCGUUGAGUCAGAGGAACCACCUGCUGGACCUGCUGAUGACCGCCAGGAAGCGGACCUCUGGAUGCUUCGGUGCAAGGAUGGAUCGGAUAGGGAACACAAGUGGCCUGGGCUGUAACAGUGGACGAGGGUGA
Synchiropus splendidus (mandarinfish) is the source of this 423-nucleotide messenger RNA. RefSeq names its product natriuretic peptide A (gene nppa). Gene Ontology annotation, molecular function: hormone receptor binding; hormone activity. Gene Ontology annotation, biological process: cGMP biosynthetic process; negative regulation of systemic arterial blood pressure; receptor guanylyl cyclase signaling pathway. The coding region runs from base 1 to 423 and encodes 140 amino acids. Gene Ontology annotation, cellular component: nucleus; extracellular region; cytoplasm. The record is from RefSeq and is a predicted model, not a curated record. Lineage: Eukaryota; Metazoa; Chordata; Actinopteri; Syngnathiformes; Callionymidae. The transcript has 3 exons.